Nothoprocta perdicaria is the source of this 603-nucleotide messenger RNA. RefSeq names its product mitochondrial ribosomal protein L23 (gene MRPL23). The transcript is spliced from 5 exons. Gene Ontology annotation, biological process: mitochondrial translation. The record is from RefSeq and is a predicted model, not a curated record. The coding region runs from base 19 to 489 and encodes 156 amino acids. Gene Ontology annotation, molecular function: structural constituent of ribosome. Gene Ontology annotation, cellular component: ribosome; mitochondrial large ribosomal subunit. Lineage: Eukaryota; Metazoa; Chordata; Aves; Tinamiformes; Tinamidae.
GGCGGCGCGGGCUGCGCCAUGGCGGCGCGCGUCAGGAGGCUCGUGUACCCGCUCUUCCAGCCCGGCGGGCCGCAGCUGCGCAUCUUCCGGCCCGACUUCUACAUGGUGCUGGUGCGGCCCGGCGUGCCGCAGCCGGAGGACACGGCGCAGUUCCGCGUCUCCAUGGAGAUGACGAAGCUGGACAUCAGGAACUACCUGGAGAAGAUCUACAAGGUACCGGUGGUGGCGGUGCGGACCAGGAUCCAGCACGGCGCCCACAACAGAAGGAACCACAAGAAUCAGAGAAUAAAGAAGCCGGAUUACAAGGUCGCCUACGUCCAGCUGGGCCAAGGACAAACCUUUCAGUUUCCCAACCUGUUUCCAGAAAAAGAACAAACGCCAGAAACUCGCUCUUUUGAUGAGUUCAGGAAAAAGUAUUUCGAGAAAGAGCUGCAGAGGCAGAGAGGCGACCCCAGACGAGGUGGAGUCCCCGACUGGUUUGGACUUUGAUGCAAUAAGCCGGCUGCUCCGAGAGAUUUUAAUCAGCAGAAUUUGCACUCGCCUCUUCUUGUAGGAACCAAGGGUUUAUUUUUGAGCAGCCCUUGCUAGCAUGUCUUUUUACCU